Racocetra persica is the source of this 348-nucleotide messenger RNA. NCBI's taxonomy places the organism in Eukaryota, Fungi, Glomeromycota, Glomeromycetes, Diversisporales, Gigasporaceae. The record is from the annotation of a GenBank genome assembly.
ACAUCAUUCACUUUACAAUGUUUUCCACCACAUGCUGGACUAGGUCCUGUAAUGCCUUCUAUCAAUAUAAUCGAGCCAUCUGCUAAUUCUUAUUCAAUGAAUAAACCUUUGUUGAUAAGUUGGAAAGGUUUUCUCAUUGAUGAUAACCCCGAGUUGCAAAUACAAUUAUGGCGUAAGGAUACACAUCUUAACGAUUAUCCAAAAGAUGUUUAUUACGAAAACCUCACGGUUAAUUGGGUUAAUUGGAUUACUCCAAAUGAGAGUGAUAGUGAAUUCAGCAUUAGAAUCUUUAAAAAAGAUAAUCAUUGCAUACAUGGUAUCUCUUCUACUUUUAAUGUAACAGAUUAA